This is a messenger RNA of Larimichthys crocea (large yellow croaker), 1298 nucleotides long. It is a transcript of the gene rsad2, whose product is annotated as radical S-adenosyl methionine domain containing 2. Gene Ontology annotation, biological process: defense response to virus; positive regulation of immune response. The transcript has 7 exons. Gene Ontology annotation, cellular component: endoplasmic reticulum; lipid droplet; mitochondrion. The record is from RefSeq and is a predicted model, not a curated record. The coding region runs from base 16 to 1170 and encodes 384 amino acids. Gene Ontology annotation, molecular function: 4 iron, 4 sulfur cluster binding; catalytic activity. NCBI's taxonomy places the organism in Eukaryota, Metazoa, Chordata, Actinopteri, Sciaenidae.
GCUUGACCAUGAGUUAUGUUUGUGGAAAAACAGCCCAGAUCCCUAUUUAAGAAGCGUCAGCAUCCACAGUCCGAACACAACUGGGGUGAUUCGGUCAGUGUGAAGAUGCAAUUGUCCUCUGUAGUCACAUCUCCGAAGCUGCUGCUGCAGCUUUGCAUCAGCACCGUGCAAUGCUUUUUGUCCAGCGUCUUUUCGAAAGUACGUUACUGGACAACAGGAGCCUGCAAAGGGACGAGCUCAGCACUUUCACCCGUUGACAACAAACUGGAUCAAAAAGAAAUCCAAAAUGCGACGAUUCCAACAAGCGUCAACUAUCACUUCACACGCAAGUGUAAUUACAAAUGUGGGUUUUGUUUCCACACUGCAAAAACAUCAUUCGUCCUGCCUCUGGAGGAAGCCAAGAGGGGCCUCAAACUUCUGAAGGAAUCAGGCAUGGAAAAGAUCAACUUCUCUGGAGGAGAGCCUUUCUUGCAUGAUAAAGGAGAGUUUCUGGGGAAAUUAGUUCAGUUCUGCAAACAGGACCUCCAGCUCCCAAGUGUCAGCAUCGUCAGCAAUGGAAGCAUGAUCAAAGAAAAAUGGUUCCAGAAAUAUGGUGACUAUCUGGACAUCUUGGCUGUCUCUUGUGACAGUUUUGAUGAAGAAACCAACCAGCUGAUCGGCAGAGCUCAAGGCAGGAAGAGCCACCUCGAUUGCCUUUACAAGAUUCGCAACUGGUGCCAACAGUACAAAGUCGCAUUCAAAAUCAACUCGGUCAUCAACACCUUCAACGUGGACGAAGACAUGGUGGAGAGCAUCACCCAGCUUGCCCCCUGCCGCUGGAAGGUCUUCCAGUGUCUGUUGAUCGAUGGUGAAAAUGCAGGAGAAAAAGCCCUGAGAGAGGCGGAGAGGUUCAUCAUCAGUGACCAACAGUUUCAGGAGUUUCUGGAUAGACACAGCAGCGUCUCCUGCCUCGUUCCAGAGUCCAAUGAGAAGAUGAGAAAUUCAUAUCUGAUCCUCGAUGAAUAUAUGCGUUUCCUGGACUGCAGAGAGGGAAGGAAGGACCCGUCCAAGUCCAUACUUGAUGUUGGUGUGAAAGACGCUAUCUGCUUUAGUGGCUUUGAUGAAAAAAUGUUUUUCAAGAGAGGAGGGAAAUAUCUGUGGAGCAAAGCUGACAUGAAGCUGGAGUGGUGAAAAUCUGCAACUGCAAUUUGAUUUACCUUCCCUGAGAGGCUGCACAGAUUAUAUGUACCAUAUUAUUGUUUUUACCGUUUUAAUGUUUUUAUCUUUAUUUGUGGCUGUUUUAAGACUUAUUGUACUGC